Racocetra persica is the source of this 209-nucleotide messenger RNA. The record is from the annotation of a GenBank genome assembly. NCBI's taxonomy places the organism in Eukaryota, Fungi, Glomeromycota, Glomeromycetes, Diversisporales, Gigasporaceae.
AUCAAUGACAAAUAAGGUUAAUAUACGACAAUGGCUUAUGCAUGGAAGGCGCUAUGAUGGAAAUAGUAAGUAUAAGAACAGAUACGAAUCCAUUCAAGUUUUUAACAAAAUGUCACUAGAACUUUUUGAUUUUACUCAAGAAUCCUUAUGGAUUUCUUUUGCUUCAAUUUCUUUCAAUCCUCUUUUUUGGAAUAUUGCUGCUAGAGGAG